CCGAAGACAUAUACAUAAUACAUUGCAUUCAUUUUCGUUCCCUUUGCGGCUUCUCCUUUUUCUCACUGCACCCAUUGCUGCUUUGAAGUUGGAACCAUGCCGAAGCAAAUACAUGAGAUAAAGGAUUUCCUUCUAACAGCAAGAAGGAAGGACGCAAGGUCAGUGAAGAUAAAGAGGAGCAGAGAUGUUGUUAAGUUCAAGGUCAGGUGCUCCAAGUACCUCUACACUCUUUGUGUCUUUGAUCCUGAAAAAGCUGAUAAAUUGAAGCAAUCUCUCCCUCCUGGUUUGAGUGUGCAAGACCUAUAAAGGUGUUGACCAAGUAUGUGUUUGAGAGGCCUUUGAUGUUUGUUUUCAUUAUAUUCUGAUGAACAUUGGGAAUUUUGUGAGUUAGUUGGUCUUCCUAUUUAGAUAGUCGUCCUAUAUAAGAACGUGGUUGUUUAGUUAUUUUCAUUUGUUAUGAAUGCAUAUUGUUUUCUGUCUAAUGGAAGAAAUUCAUAGCCUUUUUCUUAA
Molecule: messenger RNA, 510 nt
Organism: Arachis stenosperma
Lineage: Eukaryota; Viridiplantae; Streptophyta; Magnoliopsida; Fabales; Fabaceae
Product: 60S ribosomal protein L38-like
Exons: 3
Coding region: 97-306 (69 amino acids)
Biological process (GO): translation; protein-RNA complex assembly
Cellular component (GO): ribosome; cytosolic large ribosomal subunit
Molecular function (GO): structural constituent of ribosome
Source: RefSeq, a predicted model, not a curated record